Messenger RNA from Nicotiana tabacum (common tobacco), 2307 nucleotides. RefSeq names its product putative RNA-binding protein ARP1. Gene Ontology annotation, molecular function: RNA binding. NCBI's taxonomy places the organism in Eukaryota, Viridiplantae, Streptophyta, Magnoliopsida, Solanales, Solanaceae. The record is from RefSeq and is a predicted model, not a curated record.
UCUCCUCCUCUGCACUAAAUUUGCCAGAAUCCAGCAGGGUUUUUGUAGUUUUUACCCAGGGGUUUUCUCCUCUCUCUCUCUCUCCUCCCCACACUGCCACCUCUCUCCUCUCUCUUUUCUUACAAUUCAAGUUUCUUUCUUGAUCACUCCCUUGUUUCGGUGGCUCCUAUAAAAAGGAAAAGAUUUUAUCUUUUUUACUAUCAAUUUUUGAUACUUUUUGUUUAGGAGCUUUGUAUUCAUGGCUUAUCAGAUGAGUCCAGGUGGUAGUAGUGGUGGUGGUUCGGGUAAUUCGCCGUUUGUGGGUCGGGGCCCAUACGGGGCUGGAGGAGAUACAACUUAUACAAAAGUUUUUGUGGGUGGGUUGGCUUGGGAGACAAAGAGUGAAUCACUGCGCCGUUAUUUUGAGCAGUUUGGUGAUAUUAUUGAAGCUGUUGUCAUCACUGAUAAACAUACUGCCCGCUCCAAAGGCUAUGGCUUUGUGACAUUCCAUGAUCCUGAAGCAGCUUGGAGGGCUUGCGCCAAUCCUAAUCCAAUUAUUGAUGGCAGAAGAGCAAAUUGUAAUUUGGCUUCACUUGGACGACCUCAAGGAGUUUUACCUUAUGGACGUUUGAGAUCAUCAAUGCCCUAUCUGGGAAAUCCACAGGCCAUGAGGGGUAUGUAUAUGGGCAACCCCAUUUACCAGCUACCAAUUCCUUACAGCUAUCAGCCUGGAUUCUCAUAUCCUCAAUAUAGGUUUCCUGCAUAUGGGCCAGACUACGUCUAUCCACAAAUGUAUGGGAUACCAAGUACUGUUGGCACGAACUCAUUGCAAUUUGGCCAACUUGGUAUGCAACCUGGCAGUCCUGCAUACGCAUUUCGUGGUCAUAUGAUGCCAGGUCCUCAGAUGGUGCAAUAUCAGAGACCUAAUACUAACGGAGCUACAACAGACAAUGUUCCUGUCAUGCAACUACCAUAUCAUUCAGUGAAGCUGCUUGAUUACCCCGUUUCUUCAGGCAUCACCAUGUCGUCCCCUCGUCAGUCACAGAUUGCAGCUCGCCCACCACAAUUCACGCAGAGCAGUGGGUCUGACCAAAUGGCAGGUUGAAUUGUUGAAGGAACUGGUGUAUCACGGAUGAAUUCAAGGAUUUGGCUCGCUCUAUAACUUGUGUGGUAGACUUGGAAUAUGACCUUGAACGUCAGCGGGGAGGCAACAAAGAGGUCUUUCAAAGUCAUGGCCACCAAAUAUUCGAGGGAAUCACUUGUAAUGUAUCAAGCAGUCCAGAUAACCAUAUCAGAAAUGAUGAGGAAGUGCUUGGACUGCUCUUUUCGCAGUCUCUGUAUGGAGACAGAUUAUAUAAUUGAAUUGACUGUGGGAAGAUGGUUUCCACAAUCAUGUUUAGCAGAAUCAACAUAUGAUUCUUUAUAUAUACCUGGGUUAUCCAGGACUGUAGGUCGACUCUUUUACUUGAUGUCCAUUUGAAUAGUGUCUCUUUUAUUUUGUUUUUUUGGUGUUCCGAUCUCCGUAGGGCUAGGGGAUCGUUAUCCAGGACUGGAGGUCAACUUCGUUUUGUGGUUCCAGUGUGUUUGUGGUUCCUUCAGAACGAAGUCUCUCACUCAUGACCUCCUCUCCUAGCAAAGGAGAAUAAAGGUCCAAAGGAAGGAAAGUCGGGCUCACUUUGAGGGUUGGAGAAGGUCUCUGGUGCGAGAUUGUGCGCUCAAAUUGAUGGUAUAGAAUCCAUUUGUACGCAAAUCCGCAGCCAAGAUGUGCCCGGGGCAUGUUACUGCCAAGAUGUCCAUUUUGUUUCCUAGUCUGGUUUCUGUUAGAAACAUGCAAUAGAUGUAUUGAUCACUUAAUUUUCAUUUUUCUGGACUUGCUUUUGUAGUGAAGAGUAAUGCCAGACCAGUAUGUGUUUUUUCUUGUGCACCAGAAACUCUCUAGGAGCAUCAAACCUCCAGUUGCCCCCAUGAUCAGUGGUAGUUUCAGAUUAGUGUAGGUUAAAACAUAGUUAUAUGACAACCUUUGACAAGGAUUUCCUUUGACGGGACACCAGGAUCUGUUGGAAGAAACAUAAAAGGAUUUUCUAUCAAAUUGGACGAACAGGAGAUGUUCUUGGAGAACAUGUUGCCCAGCUUAAAAUGUCUCGUCAAAUGACACGACCGUUGUCCGUGCUGAUUGCUAUAUCUUCUUUCAGUACUGCUCUUGUAAUUGUUUCUCUUCUUUUUCCAUUUUUCCUCGCCCCACACCACCUUAUAGGAAGGGGUGUCAAAUGGCAUCAUGUAUUGAUUCCCCUUAAUUUUCUGGUAUGUUUACUUUUAUAUAUUUUGACA